UCCCAUGGGGCUAUUUACUUCAGUCUGGGUGAGUUUAAUUGCUAUUCCACUUCGUACUCCCAUUUCUAAAAUACUUCCAACUUUAAUUAUCAGGCUCUCAGGUGCGCAGUGCCGAAAUGUCGCCUGAAAAGCGAAAGAUAUUCCUGGAUGUCUUCGGAAGCCUCAAGCAACGUGUCCUGUGGAAGUUUGAGAACGAGUCAGUGCCCAAUCUUCCGGCAAAUGUUAUGAUGAAGAGUUGGCUGCCUCAGGCCGACAUCCUGGCACACCCCAAUGUAAAAGUGUUCUUUGGCCAUGGAGGUACCAAUGGCGUCAUAGAGGCGAUGCACUAUGGAGUUCCGAUGCUCGGCAUGGCCAUUUAUAGUGAUCAGUACCAUCACGUCAAUCAGGGCAAGAAGGCGGGCUAUUUAUUGGAUCUGGAUUACCGGAAGGUGACGGAGGAAGAGCUCAGGGAAUCCCUGCUGGAGCUGAUCGAGAACCCCAAGUACAGGAACAAUAUGAAGCAGGCGUCUAAAGUGUUCCGCGAUCGACCCCUCAGCGCCAUGGAUACGGCAAUGUACUGGAUAAACUAUGUGAUUGAACACCAGGGGGCUCCACACAUGGUCUCCGCUGGAGUCCACUUGCCUUGGUAUCAGUUCUACCUCCUGGAUAUUGUCGCACUGGGCUUGGGCUGCAUCCUACUGCCCAUUCUGCUGCUGCUCCUUAUUUGCCGCAGACGCAGGGCCCAGAAGAAGACCAAGCAGGAAUAG
Drosophila serrata is the source of this 746-nucleotide messenger RNA. Its product is annotated as UDP-glycosyltransferase UGT5-like. Gene Ontology annotation, molecular function: UDP-glycosyltransferase activity. The record is from RefSeq and is a predicted model, not a curated record. NCBI's taxonomy places the organism in Eukaryota, Metazoa, Arthropoda, Insecta, Diptera, Drosophilidae.